AUGUCACCACCCAUAUUCCCGCCCGAAGAGCUCCAGCAAAUCGUCCAAGAGGUAGCCACACUCCUCAAAGAGCGCAAAGAGACCAUCUCGGUAGCAGAGACAGCAGCAGGCGGUCUCAUCUCCGCAGCACUCCUCUCCUUCCCCGGCGCAUCGACCUACUAUCGCGGCGGUCUUACCCUGUACACACUCGAGUCACGAAUCGCAUACUGCGGCUGGACACAGGAAACCAUCAAAUCCUACAGCGGUCCAACCCCUGCCAUCGUCUCUGGCCUCGCCGAGCACACGCGUAAGACACUGGGAAGCACGUAUACCAUCAGCGAGAGCGGAACCGCAGGGCCGACAGGGGGAACGACUCGUAACCGCACACCAGGCUACGUAGCGCUUGCCGUGGCACGGGAGGGCGGGGAGACAGUGACUCGAGAAGCGGAGACGGGGAGCAGCGAGCGCGAAGCCAACAUGGUGGCCUUUGCCGUGCAAGGCCUCAAGCUCGUACGCGAUGUGCUCCAAGGAGGAGGUGAAGGAAAGUUGUGA
Molecule: messenger RNA, 531 nt
Organism: Alternaria ethzedia
Lineage: Eukaryota; Fungi; Ascomycota; Dothideomycetes; Pleosporales; Pleosporaceae
Exons: 2
Coding region: 1-531 (176 amino acids)
Source: RefSeq, a predicted model, not a curated record